AUGCUACGAGGUUUUUUCGGGCGUCGCUCCCGGUCCGUAUGGAUUCGUCUCACCUAUCUUUGCGUAGUCACCAUCAUUUUCCUGUUUGCCACGUCACAAUUCAAGACGACCACCACACACGCCAGGUUUAUACCAGACGUAAGUGUUAUCUUAUCAGAGACAAAUAUGACAGGCCGUUCAAAGGAACUUUCUUUCAGACUGAUGAACCAGAUCUGAAGACCGCCGAGAAACAUGCGCAUGUUUUGGAAGCUCCAAAGCAGCAUGAAACCAUCGAGGGACCGGCUCCUGAUCGAGUGCCGGAUGUGCAGAAAGAUAGCACAGCGGCUCCGAAAUGGACGAGACGGACGCCGAAGCCGAAGAGAGAGCACAAAACGCCAGAGAACUUGAUCAUCAACGGGGAGAAAUAUCCGAAGUUGACGCCCGACGGAAAGUUCAUCCCUCAACGACGGAUCAUCCAUCUCGAUCUCAAAGGAGCGCCAUACAAACCGCACUACUUCACGGAACUCUUCGCAUUUUUCAAUCGAUUGCAAGCCACCGGUAUUCUAUUGGAGUGGGAGGACAUGUUUCCGUUCAAAGGAAGACUUUCUGGAGUCGUGAAUAAGAAUGCGUACAGUAUGGAGAUCGUGGAGAAUAUUCUGAAAGAAGCACAGAAGCAUAACUUGCAAAUUAUUCCGCUUGUGCAGACGAUGGGCCAUCUGGAGUGGAUUCUGAAGCUGGAGCAGUUUGCGCACUUGAGAGAAGACUCGAGAUUCCCGCAAGUCAUCUGCUUCUCGGACGACAGUGCUUGGGAACUAAUAAAAGAGAUGGUUGCGGAGGUGGCCGAAGUGCACAAAAAGUUCGGAAUGCCUUACUUCCACAUCGGCGCCGAUGAAGCCUUUCAAAUCGGAAUCUGCAACGCCAGCACCGGGAGGAUUCAAAAGGAAGGGAGCAGAGAGAGAUUGAUGCUGUGGCACAUGUCCAGAACGGCACAACUCGUCAAAGACAAUUAUCCGGAGACUCAAGUGCUUGCCUGGCAUGAUAUGAUUGUGAGUGCUUCUGAAACGGACAUCGAAGACUACAAACUCGCCGAGUUAGUGCAGCCGGUGCUCUGGAAUUAUGCAGAAGAUCUCGAUAUGUACCUCCCGCGAUCCACGUGGAUGCUGCUGAGAAACUUUGGAAGUGUUUGGGGAAGUUCGGCAUGGAAAGGAGCCGACGGCCCGGCCAGAUACUCUACUCACGCGGCCCACUACGUCAAGAAUCACGAGUCGUGGAUCAAACAAUUUUCAAUGGUCUACAAGGACUUUGAUGUGGUUGAGGGACUCAUAAUGACGGGCUGGUCUCGCUACGAUCAUCUGGCCGUGCUGGCCGAGACGAUUCCUGUGGCUCUUCCGACACUUGCAUUGAGCAUGGAGACCAUGCUCGAAGGCCGACCGCUUCUUGGACAUUAUCCGCGAACUGCCGAACUGCUUCAGUGCUCGCCUCCUCUCGACUUAGGACUCAUGGCUUCUGGAUGCCGGUUCCCGGGCGCCCGGAUCUAUGAGCUAGUCAACGAGCUUUAUCAAAAGCGGGCCCAACUUAGGGACUACAAGGAUGAGGAUUUUGAGCUCAACGGUUGGCUUUCAAGGAUGGCCGACGAGUACACAGUUUCUAGUCAUUGGUACAUUGAUGUAAGUAAUUUUUAGCUUCGAAUAAAAUUAGAACGUUACCAUUUUCCAGAAAAUCGAACAAAUGAUAGAAAUGCAUGCGUCGCCGAUUGAAAGGCUAGCGAAGGAUCUACGGUUCGAGAUGGACAAGAUCUUCUUCAAAAACACUGCCGACGAGUUUAUUUUCACCUACAUAGGCGACGAUUUAGAAUGGAUCAAACGGAAGAGAGCCACUAUCCAAAGGAUUUCCGCGGCAAAGGCGUUCCCAGUCCGUCCCUACAUAGAGUCAGCCACGUCGAAAACCACGUGCUCGUAG
Messenger RNA from Caenorhabditis sp. 36 PRJEB53466, 1938 nucleotides. The record is from the annotation of a GenBank genome assembly. NCBI's taxonomy places the organism in Eukaryota, Metazoa, Nematoda, Chromadorea, Rhabditida, Rhabditidae.